AUGAUGAUUGAUUAUUCAAAUAAAGUAUGUUUAGCACCUAUGGUUCGCAGCGGUGAAUUACCAAUGAGAUUAUUUGCACUUAAAAAUAAUUGUGAUUUAGUAUGGACACCAGAAUACAUUGAUAAAAAAAUCAUAACUACAAAAAGAAUAGAAAAUAAAGAAUUAGGUACAAUAGAUUACAUAACUAGGUCAAGUAAUAAUACAACUGAUGUAGUAGUAUUUAGAAAACAUCCUUUAGAAACAGGGAAAUUAAUAUUUCAAAUGGGUUCUUCUGAUCCUUCAAUAGCUGUAGAUGCAGCAUUGCAUGUAAUUCAAGAUGUUGAUGGUAUUGAUUUAAAUUGUGGAUGUCCAAAACAUUUUUCGAUUCAUUCGAAAAUGGGAGCUGAAUUAUUGAAAGAUCCAGAAUUAUUAUGCUCAAUUUUAAUUAAUUUAGUUGAAAAAGUAGGAAAACCAAAUAAUAAACCAAUAAGUGCAAAGAUUAGAUUAUUACCAAAUUUUGAAAAGACAAAAGGUUUAAUUGAGAAAAUUUUAUCUACUGGUAUUUCAAAUUUGACAAUACAUUGUAGAACACCAAUUAUGAGAAAUAGACAAGAUCCAAUAUGGAAUUAUUUACCUAAAUUAAUACCAAUGAUACAAGAUUUAGGUGUGAAUUUAAUACUUAAUGGGAAUUUUCAAAGUAGGGACGAUUUAAAGUCUGUUCAAGAAGCAUUGAAGAAUUUUAAAUUGUCAAUUAUGAUAGCUGAAGCUGUUGAAGCAAAUCCAUCAAUUUUAUCUAGCACACCAAAAGUUCAAAAAUUUAAUGUUGCAGAAAUUGCAGAGUUGGGAAUGAAGUAUUUACAUUUCUCAGGUGCUAAAUUUAUGAUUCUUAAUAUGAUACCUGGUAAGUCGAAAUGGUAUCAAGAAUUAAGUAGGUUGAAAAAUUGGGAUGAUAUGAUGAAGAAAAUAGAUGAAAUGAUUAAUGAUAAUGAUACAAACGAUAAGAUUAAUUUUAUAAUGAAUAAAAAUAAUCAAAAGGUGAAUUUAUUAAAUGUUGAGGAGUUUAAAAAAUUGAUGAGGCAAAGAGGUGAGUUAAUGAAACUAUUUAAUGAUAAAUGGGAUGAAGAAAAAAUGUUAGAUGAUUUGAAUGAUGCAUUACCUGAAAAUAACAAGGAACAACAAAAGCAAAAACAAAAAGGUAAGAAAAACAAGAAGAACAAGAAAGCUAAUCAAAAUGGAAAUCAAAAGGAGGAAGAAAAGAUUAAGACAGAAGACCAAUCAGCUAAUUCACAUCAAGCGGAAGCUAUAUCAAAGCAAGUUAAAGCUGAAAAGAGUUCAAAAGAAGCUGUUACCGAUACUGAACACACAGUAGUUGAUAAUGAAAAUGACUCAACUACUAAGAAACACAACCCAUUAGAUACAAUUACAAAUGAAAAUGAACCUAAUAGAAAGAAAGUAAAGGUAAAUUAA
This is a messenger RNA of Insectozyma verbasci, 1446 nucleotides long. The record is from the annotation of a GenBank genome assembly. NCBI's taxonomy places the organism in Eukaryota, Fungi, Ascomycota, Pichiomycetes, Serinales, Debaryomycetaceae.